AUGCUGCAACUCAAACCAAAUCUUCUAAAUUUCAUUAAGUGUGAAGUUGGGGAUGGAACUACUGCUUCUUUCUGGUAUGAUAAUUGGACUGACUUUGGACAGCUAAUCACCUUCCUCGGGGUAGCGGGUCCUAGUCAACUUCGAGUCAGAAGAAGCGCAAAGGUUAUUGAAGCUUCGAGGAAUGGUGCCUGGAACCUCCAAGCAGCCCGAUCAGUCAGUGGUCAGUCUCUUAUGGUAGCGCUCACUGAAUAUCCUGUCUCUGAGGCAACUUGCGGCCCAUACAUUUUUCUAUGGCGUAAAGCCUCAGGUAAUUACUCUCAUACCUUUUCCUCCAAGGAAACAUGGGAGCAAGUUCGACAUAGAUCCCUUCUAGUCCCGUGGGCGGAUAUUGUUUGGUUCAAACAACAUGUUCCUCGCUAUUCUUUCAUCGCCUGGUUGGCAAUGCUUAACCGUCUACCUACUCGAGAUAGGCUUCACAGGUGGGGAAUGAAUGUUCCUAUUUCUUGCGUCUUAUGCUCAUCUGGGGUUGAGAGCCAUGCCCAAAUUUUCUUUGAGUGCCCCUUCGCCACCGACUUGUGGGGUUUUCUCGCUGCAAAGUUUAUCCCAAACCCACCCUACAACCUUUCUGCAGCUGCAUCGUGGAUCGCCUCUCUAAACUCGCCUCUUCAAGCCAACACAACCGCCAUUCUCAAGCUUCUCCUAACGUCUGUUCUCUAUCACGUCUGGAAGAAGCGUAACUCCAGAAUUUUCAUUGACACCGCCUUCACCAUCCACCAACUCCGGAUUGCUAUUGAUCGCGUAAUGCGGGAUAGGCUUUUGUCCUUCAUGGGCCCUUCCUUGCACUCUUCUCUCCUCCUUAUCUACUUUUCUCAUGUUUCUCAUAUGUCCUUUUGA
Molecule: messenger RNA, 894 nt
Organism: Camelina sativa (false flax)
Lineage: Eukaryota; Viridiplantae; Streptophyta; Magnoliopsida; Brassicales; Brassicaceae
Source: RefSeq, a predicted model, not a curated record